AUGGGCAUGAAACACAGGCAAUAUCUCUCUGGUCAGCGCGUGUUCGGCUGCAAAGAGUGCCAGACGCACCUCACAACGAUCGAGAACCUGGUCAGCCGUGCAUUCAACGGGCAGCAUGGUCGAGCCUACCUCUUUGACUCGGUCGCCAACAUUGAGCUGGGUGAGGCUGAGGAUCGUCACAUGACCACAGGCUUGCAUACGGUACGAGACAUCAGCUGCAUCAAGUGCAAGACUACGAUCGGGUGGAAGUACGACCGGGCGUACGUAGCGGCCGAGAAGUACAAGGAGGGCAAAUUCAUCCUCGAGAAGGAGCUCACCGUCGACGUUCACUAG
This is a messenger RNA of Sporisorium graminicola, 333 nucleotides long. RefSeq lists its product as uncharacterized. Lineage: Eukaryota; Fungi; Basidiomycota; Ustilaginomycetes; Ustilaginales; Ustilaginaceae. The record is from RefSeq and is a predicted model, not a curated record. The coding region runs from base 1 to 333 and encodes 110 amino acids. Gene Ontology annotation, cellular component: ubiquitin ligase complex. The transcript has a single exon.